AUGGAAGUUGACCCCAUGUCUGCAGGUGAUAUCAUCAAGAGCGAGCAUGUAAAUGUUGAAGAGAAGAAGACCAAGGACAGAGGCCUUAGGAACGGUGCACGAGACAGUGCAGCGGCUGGAGGCAAAGCCGUCCGUCUCCAAGUCUACCCAUUCACCAUGGUACAACAGUCAUCACCGCUCCCUCAAAUUCCAAACCCAGUUGCUUUAGCGCGGAUGGCACAAAACCAGCCUCAUGGUUCACCUCCAACUGUGGCUCGAGCAUCUUCAUACCUACCACCGCUUCCUCACUCAAGCCAAUACCGCUUUCUACUCACAGAGCACCUUACUUAUGACAAGUUUUUUGAAGAAGUGGACCGUAUCUUUAAAGGUGAAGUGAAAACUGAAAACAUAAAGGCAUUUUUUAAGAAGGUUAACAACAACCCAGAUGUCCCAGUAGACUGGAGUGAACUGUUUGGAUAUUACCAAUCAGAAGAAAGGGGUAUUUACAAGGGGUUGCCUGUGUUUAUGGUUUCGAAACGACAACGAGUUGUACAGUCAGAUGAAGAUAGAACGAUACGUGAUGUUAUUCAAUGUAUUAUUAACUUGCCACAACUUGAUCAGAAUAUAAUCGCUUCUCAAAAAGGAAGGAUUUUACUCUAUAAUAACAAAGAAAAUGCGCAGGUGACGGGCUGCGAUUAUCUUUAUCAGCUGAAACGAAUUGUUGCUACAACUGAAACAAGCAUUGUUAUUUGGGACCAUAAGCCAAAGAGCAAAAGCCAGGCAAAUUAUUUUACUCUUAGGCCAGUGCAAAACAUUCCACUCUGUGUCUGCACUUUGGCUGGCACUGAAAAUCUACAUGAAGAUGGCAUUCUGAUUGGUGAUGAUGGUGGAUAUGUGAGCCUGAUCAUCUUGGGAAGUGACGACUUCAAUCCCAAAAAAUCCAAAGAGACUGAUGGUACACAAUCCCAGAUCUUGGAUCCACGCUUCCUUCGUCGCCCUAUUAUGCGCCGGAAGCUGCAUAGUGAAUGGGUUUUGAAGGUGAAGUUUUUCACACAUUUGAAUUGCUUUGCAUCCUGUUCCUCAGACAGCAUUCACUCCCUGGUCUUGGAUCACAUACAACGAAUCGAAGAUUGUCAGGCUAUCCGAACACUUGCAGUUCCACGAGGUAUCAAUACAUUUGCUUAUUGUGUGAAAGCAAAUUCCCUUGCCACUGGGGGCUGUGAUAAAAUUAUUCGGCUUUGGAAUCCUAACAUAUUCAGCAAACCAAAGGCAAUGCUACUUGGCCACCAGUGCAUCAUUACAGAGAUAGCAGUCAACGAAAUUGAUCAACAUAUCAUCAGCCUUUCAACUGAAGGGAUGUUCAGGAUCUGGGAUAUCCAGACGCUUGCUGUGCUGCAGGUCUUCAUCAGUAAUGAACCUCAGGUGGGAGACAAGCGCAUCAACACAAUCGUUUUUGACAGAAAACACAAGAGAUUAAUCAUUGGUUCCUGUGUGAUAGACGUUUUGCCCCUCAUGAGUGCUGUCCAGGACACUAUGCAGAUUCCUCUAUCCCAUGAAAAAUCCAUUCUUGUUGUGACCUACAACAAAGUUAAGAACCAAGUAGUUUCCAUUUGUAGUACACCUAUAAUUAAGAUGUGGCAAGUAGAAACUGGGGAAAAAAUGUAUCAAAUUGUACAAUCCCAUGGACCAGAUGUGGAGUUAACGGCUGCUGCACUAGAUAAAAGUGGAAGCCAUCUUAUAACAGGAGCAUUUGAUGGCUCAUUGAAGCUUUGGGAAUUUGCAACUGGAGAGGAAAUUAAAAGCUUGCCUCCGGCAGCUGAAAGCAGCGAGGAAGAUCGCAGCAUUUGCCAACUGACCUUUCUAAGGCAGCAGAAUCCACGUUUGAUACUCGCUCUGACUUGGAAUAACACAAUCCAAAUAAUUCAGGAUACGACAGAUGUUUCUGAUCUAACCAUAAUAUCCGUAAUUCCAGACAUAGUAAGUUCCAUACAGAAGUCCAGCGGUUUACCUUUCGAAAACAGAAAUUUAUUUCUACAGUCAGAACCUGAGAAAGAGGAAUGUCUUGUUAAUGCACUGUUGAGCUGCUUUGAUACAAUGCAAUUCAAGAAUGAAGAGCUGUUAGCAUUUGGAUGGCUGAGCUUAAUUGUCCUUUGGGAUAUUAAUUCUACUUCCAUCAAAAAAAUAAUGAAAGAAGAUCGAAUUUCAACUGAAGAUGAUAACACUGCAAUGCAAAAGUUCAUCCAGAAUAUGGAUUUAUUAAAGGUCCGAGUGGUCAAGUUUCUAGUCCACAGAAAUAUAAAGCUAGAAGCAGAAAAUGCUAAGAAAUCAAGUCAACAUUCAUUGCAGCCUCCACUAAUAUUAAUUAAACACAGCAAAUCAAGAAUCAGCCUAAAGGCAAAGGGAAAGCAACUGGAGAAAGUCCUACCCACCAUUCAGUUUUCUCAUCCUAUCACUGCUCUCUGCACGGAUGAGAAUGCUAAUGUUCUUUUAGCUGGCAAUCAGAGAGGAUACAUAUCAGCCUGGAAUAUUGAAUCAUUUCUAGAUGAUCCAUAUCUGCUGAAUAGGGAGUCUGUGAACCGGGUAAUCAGUUGGAGAGCCCAUUCUCUGAAAAUAGUCAGCAUGUUCUAUGUGGACAGCAAAUCUGUGGUUGUUUCUGCUUCUCUGGACUGUUCUCUCAGGCUUUGGUAUGCACCAAAAGGACAUUACAUUGGGUACUUUGGCCAGCACAGUGCUUUGAAUUUAAUGCCCCCCACCGAUUUCAUGUUGCCCAGUGACAUAGCUGAAGGUCCAGUGGAAACCAAGUCAAAGAAAUUUGACAAGAGUGAUAGUGUGUUGGACUAUCCUUUAAAGUUGGAUUGGGAAAGAUGGAAACCAUUUGAUCGGGAAGCCUAUCUGCUGAAGCAGCAACGAAAAGUCCUUGAUGUGGAUCACGAUAAGAAAUUCUUCAAUUCAGUGACGAUACCUAGGCUCAAAUCUACACCAGUGCAAAAUUCUAUAUCGGGUAAACGAGCAAUGGGUGCUGUGUUUCGUGCUCUACCUGUGUACAAUAUCGUUCCUCUGUUCAAAAUAACAGGUCAGCUGGAUGAACUUUCUAAAGCGAGAAUUAAUAGUCCAGACUCUAUAAGGAAGUUUUUUGUGGGAAGACGUAGAGGAUCUGUACACCAAGUUGCCAAGGUUGCAAAGCGUUCUUUACAAACUGCUGUGACGUGCAAAGUUUUCAAAACCACUACACUGCCAUCUGUUUUUUUGGGAAAAGACAAGCCUUGA
Molecule: messenger RNA, 3246 nt
Organism: Callorhinchus milii (elephant shark)
Lineage: Eukaryota; Metazoa; Chordata; Chondrichthyes; Chimaeriformes; Callorhinchidae
Product: WD repeat-containing protein 64
Exons: 26
Coding region: 1-3246 (1081 amino acids)
Molecular function (GO): protein binding
Source: RefSeq, a predicted model, not a curated record